This is a messenger RNA of Phlebotomus papatasi, 6552 nucleotides long. It is a transcript of the gene ana3, whose product is annotated as protein rotatin homolog. Gene Ontology annotation, biological process: centriole-centriole cohesion; centriole replication; ciliary basal body organization. NCBI's taxonomy places the organism in Eukaryota, Metazoa, Arthropoda, Insecta, Diptera, Psychodidae. Bases 81 to 5939 code for a protein of 1952 amino acids. Gene Ontology annotation, cellular component: ciliary basal body; centrosome; centriole. The record is from RefSeq and is a predicted model, not a curated record. The transcript is spliced from 6 exons.
CGUCAUAUUUGAACACAGUCAGUGCCGGUAUUUUUGUGCUCCUGGAAAAUCUGUAUUUUUACCCAGUUUUCCCUGAAAGAAUGGAAAUCUCCAUAACUCCUCAAAUAGUGGAAAAACUCUGCCACUCGAUUGAGGAGAUUCGUGUGAGGGCAUUGACUACUGUCCAGGGAAAAGUCACCAAGGCGUUGAUCAGUGGAUCUGAGCUUAGUUUCAAUGGAGUUGAUCUCAUUCGAGGUCUCCUGAACUGGUUCAAUCAGGAGAACGUUAGUCGGGGAGAUGUUGCUCUGCAAGUUAUCUUCCUGGUGCUGAACAGCAAAUAUGGCCCUGAAAUUGUUGAGUAUAUGUCCAAAGAUCAACUUAGGAGGGAAUUCAAUAAGAUCCGGAGGGUUUUGAAAGAAGAGGAGCAUUUGAAUGUCCUGAUGGACAUUGAGAGUGUCAUUGAGCAGAUUGAUGUGAAGAAAGUUGAGGAUUCUUCGGGAAAUAUUCCGACAAUUGACCUCACAGAUGAUCUGCCUUCCCUUGUGGACAAUCUCAAUGUUGGAGAUGUCCAGGUGACUCCUAGGGAGUACGUGAAGUGCUGGAGUGUUCCAAAUGCCGUUGAUCUCAAAUCCAUAAAAUUACUUAGGGAAUCCCUUGAUUCUGGGACUCCUCAAAACUUUGUUCGUGCCUUGGACUUUUUGUCCACUGCCAUUGAGGAUUAUCCUCCUGAGUACUUCCUUCAGCCUCCGUACCUGGUAGUGAAGUUCCAGGAAUUGCUGUCAGAUGGAGGGGAUAUUGAGGGCAUUAUUUGCAGAUUUAACUCAAUCCUGAAGAAAAGAAUUCAAAUCCUCGCCUCAGCGGCUGUCUAUGUUCCUGAGGCUGAGGAAUCUGGUCCGGAAAUCUUCACUCAGAUCUCUGUCUCGAAAUACUGUCAGGAGAUGUUCACCGUGGUUAAUUCCUUGCUGAAAGGCACAGAAGAUCAGACAAAGAUCAAUUGGUGCUUCAAGAUCUUUGGUCAGAUGGUAGAUCUCCUGACAAUUGAUGGGCAGAGGCUUCCAUCAACUGUUGAAUUUUUCCUGAAGGAACUGGGAUUGCUGGCAAAAUUCUUCAGGAAGUGCCUGGGAUACAGGAUGCAGGACUUCAGUGCCAGGAAACUGUACAUCAAAGUUCUUCAGUUGAUUGUGAAACUGAAGAAAAUCCCCCUGAGCUGGAAUGAAGAUAUCUCCGGCCAGGAAUUGAACAUUGCAAGGCUGGACAUUGCUGUCAAGAGCUGCUACUCAGAUAUUUACCAUUCCAUUGAGAAGAUAUGCCCAAGAUUGGAGAAAAAUGUCCAAAUUCUGCUGAAUUGCGAAGAGAUUCUGCUUCCGGCAGUGACAUUGCUUCGUCCUCUUGAAGAAUUCUCAGACGAGGACAUUGUUGCACUUGGAGUAGAUGCUCUAAAAUCCUCCAAUAUUCAUCAAAGUAUCCAAUUGACAGAGAUUCUCAUCAAUUCCGUGGUCAAUUGCAUCCCAUUCUUCCCGGGAAAUGCAAAAUUGAGAGAAUCCGGAGAGAAAAUAAUCCUCCAACUUCUAGCUCAUCCGUGUCAGGAAAUCCGACGAUUCUCUUACCAAAAAGCUUCGGAAAAGAUGAAGUUCUUCGUAUCGUCGCUCAUUGAUGGUCAGCAGAUAAUCGGCGGCAGGGGAUUAGGUGGAGAUAGUACAUUCAGAAACUUGGGAAUUCCCCUGACCAGAGAAAUCCUCACAGAAAUCACGGUUUUUGGCUGUUCAAGUUCCGAUCCUGUCAUCCAUUCCAGCGCUGAAAUCAUGCUGAUCUACAUCCUAAAGAGCCGAGUGAUCCUCAAGGGACAGUGGAAGCUGCUUAAGGAUCUACUCUUCCCCAUCCUGCCUCUCCUUCAAUCCUGGACAACGAGAUCCACUAAAUUAGGCGAAGCAAUUCUCAGCCUCCUCCAUCCGGACAGUGAAGUGGCCAAUGGAUUUGAAGUAACUGAAGCCACAGUGAGAUUGCUCUUCAGUCCUGAUCCCAUUGUCCGGGAUGAAGCUGUCUCUAGGAUUCUCUACAUUGUCAAUUCUCAUCCAAAAGCCCAAGAUUUCCUGCCAAAAAUCCCCCAAAUAGCCGACACGGUUACCAAUGACAUUGCCCUUUUGGAUUAUCAAAUCGACAUGGCGGCACGCUUCCGGUCAGAUUCCCACCAGGCAUCCUCAGUGGAGAGUCUCCUGGCGAUACUCAAAAGUGACAACGUGGAACCUGCCGUGCGAAAAACAACAAUAAUGCAACUCAAUCUCCUAGCCAUGGAUCCCUGUGUCAAUGACUACCUAAUGAGUUGCGGAGCCAAUAUAAUUAUCCUGGAAAUCCUGGACAAUUGCUUCAGAAUCUCCCAGAAUCGAGAUUACGUCGAUAUUUGCAUUCCCGCCAUUGGGAUUCUCUCAAAACUUCUACUGCACUGUCCAGUUCUCCGGAAAGAUCUCUCCGAAGAAAUUAAUGUCUACUUCAUCAUUCUGAGGAGUCUCCUGAUGUUCCACCAUGAUGACGGUCUCAAGGCAGAUGCAGCCACGGCGCUAUUCCUCCUGUCCUUCAGCACCUACACCAUCGGCAGCUACAGCAUUUCCCUGCCUCGAAUUCUCAACAAACUGAAAAUCCCAUUCCUGCCACAGUUCCACUGGUCAGAGAGUCCUCACAGAAUCCUCUCGCCACUCGAGGAGAUCUUCUUCGAGCCAGAUGGUCACUCAAGGCCAUCAACUGCCGAUUCAAAUUCCUCAGACAAAAGCACCUUCUGGCAGUUUCUGAGGAUCUCCUUUGCCAGUAUUUGGUUCAAUGGCCUAGAAAAUGUUCUCAUGAAUGCCAGGCAGUCAAAGAGGGCGACUGAGGACGGCCAGAGGAUCAACUAUUGUCAUGUUCCAAUCAAUGGAGGAAAGAAUUACAGGAUGAUCAGAGCAUUGGAUUUCGAUGAUCGCCUCAAGAUGACCAAGAAAGAUCUACUCCUGAUUCAUGCGUCCCUCCCAAUGGACUCCUUCAGGUACUUCAUCCACCAAAUUGAGAACUCAACAACCCACCAAGAAGUGUCUUCUGCCAUCGCUCAUAUUCACUGCAAUUUGACCCUGGAUCCCACCAAAAAAUUCCCAAUGGAGAGUCUUGUGGUGAUUCUCAAAAAAUUCUGUCUCACUCCACCUUCAACAUCUGAAGAUUGCGAUCUCUUCGGGAAGAUUUUGCAGCUCCUCCGGAUCAUGUUGGAUCACGAAAAUGAUGGAAAGACUCGUGAAUGGCUCAUUGAUCAAAUCAAAAUUCGCAAUUCUGCCUUCACUAGCAUUUUCCUAGCACCAUCAAUUCCCCAUGUGGUUUACCAGGAAAAUGCCAAGCUCCUUAUGAAGAUUUUAGGAGGUUUUUCAGAUGGAACGCAGGGUGGUGGUUCAGUGAGGAAGGAUAAAAAAAUAUUAGGUGAAAUCUUUCGGGCUAUCUUGAAAGCUUUAGAUAAAAAUCUUGAGGAUUUGAAUCAAAUGAGUAGAGCGAGAAUUCUCAUGGGUCUGCUCGUUUGUGUGACAUGCAAGACUUUUCUGGAAAUUGACAAUGCAAGCUAUGUUAUUAAUCGUAUCCUGAGAUAUACAAUGGCUACGAAGUCUCUGUGUCAGGGUGGCUCAAAGUUCGUCCUCAAUUGUUUGCUAACAGUCCGGGGAUUGAUGGAUAGCACAGAGUUAGAUGAAGGGAGAAUUAAACCAAAAUACAUUAGAUACAUUUCUGGACUAUGUGGGCAUAGUGAUGUCUGGAUUAGGCAAGCAUCUUGGAUGAUUUUGUGUAAGUGGUCAGAAGGAUUUAGUGGAGCUCAUACAGUGAUAGAGGAGCUCAAGUUCCUUCCUGGAGGCUUCCAUGCGUGCUGCAUUGUGACCCUUUUGGACAAUCACGAAGCAGGAUGCGUUCGUGAGAUGGCAGCUUGCACUUUUCGCAAUCUCUGCUCCCAUAGAACUGCAAAUUCCGGAAGUAUUGCUGCCCAGGUGUCGCCCAGAUGUAGCGAAUCUGAAAUUCAGGAGGCCAAUAAUCCUGAGAACCUAAUCAUGGUCAUUGUAAAGAAACAUAAAGUUGCUGAGGAAAUUGUUAAAUCCCUAGCGAAUUUUUCCAUCUGGGAUGCUGUCCAGGAAACAGAAGACACAGAAGAAAAGCGAAAAAUUUUAACAGAUUCAAAUGCAGUUCUCGGAUUUUGUGUUCUCUUGAAGGUCAUCACGGAAAUUGAUUCAGCGUAUAUUGAUGUUUUACUGGAGGAAAAUUGUCUGCAAUCUUUGGCCACAGUUUUAGCCCUUGUGCCAACGAAUCCUUCAAAUAGUGUCUUCCGGAUGGCAUCGGGAAUAUGCACAACCCUGAUCCCUUGCAUUCUGCACAGCGAAGAAAUCCUGCAGUGCAUCGUAGGGCAGAAUCAUGCUACCGUCGGAGCUCUUCUAUUCCUUCAGGACGACUCUCUAUAUUCCGAUUGUGAUAGUGUUCAAGACAUUGCUACACCAUUCUUAAAAAUACUCUCCAUCUUUGGAACAUGUCCAGCUGGAUUCAAUAUUGUGACAAAUCUCAUGCAAGAGGAAAAUCCGGAAAAGCUCUUUUCUCUUGCAACUCGUGGAUUACUGGUGGAUUCCGGAAAGGAUUUUCAAUUGGCAUCACUGGAAUUCCUUUCAGUCUAUUUAAGAAUGGGAAUCACCCAGGAAAAUGACAAUUUUCUUCACCUAAUCGAUCCCAGGAGUAACAUAGUAUCACAAGAUGAUGAGAAUCUCAAUCCAAAUGCAGAAGUCAUCAUCAAAUCCGGCAAAAAUUUUCAAGGAGAGAAAAUGGUAGUUACUGUAAUCUUUCAGAGAAUGCAGAAACUCUUUGAAGCACUGUGUUGUCAGGAUAAGCCCGAAAUUGCAUCAUUCCGAUCGUGCAAUGUAAAAAAGAGUGCCGGAAAGGCACUGGGAAUCCUUCUGAGCUGCAGUCCUUCCAGCAGAUGUUUAGCAAAAUGUUCAGAAUUCCUCAGUUUUCUCCUGAAACGCUUGGAGGAUACCUGUAAAUCACUGGGAUCCUCAUGUGCAGACUUUGUCCGCCAUCAUGGAGAAGUGAAGAAGAAACCGAUUGUUAGUGAACUCAUCCUGAUCACUGAUAUCCUUUGUGGGUGGUUUUCAGCGGAUCUUCUGGAAAAUACAUCAGAAAUUGAUGCCAUAUGCCGAAUUAUGCUGAAACUGUGGACAUGGAGUGGAUCAACACGCCAUUUACAGAUAAACUUCUGGCUUCUCCUUAAGCAUCUUAGUGAGCAAUCUUACGUCUUUUGCCGGAAAGUUUCGAUAACUUACAGCGGUUUUUCCCAAUCGAUUCUCCAACUCAUGAUCACUGCCACUGUCCAGGAGACUAAUCGUGCUAAACAGCACGAAGUGGACCUCUCUAGGCUGUCACUUCUGCUGAGAUUCCUCAGCAACUGCUGUUCUUGCAUUGAGAGUCGCAUUGCGAUGGUCAAGCAAGGAUUGUUGGACAAUAUUAGUCAGUUUCAUCCAUCCGUGACGCGGCUCCAGCGUCCUCAGGGUCAUGUGAUAGAGGAAUGGCUUAAAUUCUAUGAGAUUCUGUCACGGUACCCUGAAGGAGAAAGUGCCAGGCAUCUUACGGUUCUAGCAGCCCUUAUACCGCUGCGAAAUCCAGGAGUUAGAAGAAAAGCAAUUGAGAUUUUGAGGAAUUUCGCUUUUGCAGACGCCAAUACGGCUGCUUUGCUAGCUUCGGAGGAGUUCCUGACAGCUGUAAAGUAUGUUCUCGAUGAAGGCGAUAGAGAUGAUCAGAGAAACAUAGUCGCAGCUAUCUGGUCAAUCAUCGAGAAUAAUCAUCGUGCCAAGACGGCCAUUAAAGCAUCUUCAAUUCCUAGACGACUCAUAAAAAUCCAGAAUUCUCUGAUAAUCGAAGGAGUCUCUGAGCAGACAAAUCAACUCUAUCAGUCGCUCGAAUGUAUUUCAAAAAUUCUCAAUCAGUAAUCAGUUCGAUCGUUCUUUAUUCAAAAAUCAAUGUGUUCUAGUCACUUCCUAAUCUUGCUUCUGAAUCUCAGUAAAUGAGAACAGAAAAAAGGACACAAAUGUUACUCAGUGGUACGUAAAAAAAAGAUAUUAAGGAUGUCAAAAGAAUUGUGCCACGCUGCUUUUGCCUUCUGAAAUGGAGCAAUUUCUACCGAAACCGGACAAUUGUGAUGAAGACUGUUGCAAAGAUGAGGAAAGUAUUCAGGAACACCUUGAGGGCGCCUCCUCUUUGGCACACUUCUACGUCAUCGAAGAGUUCUAUAUAAUUCCGAACACUUGUGCUCAAAUCCGUACUAUUUGCUGGUACAAGUCCAAUCGUGGAGUCCUAGAACACAAAAAAAACAAUGUAAGUCAAAAUUUCCGUUUGAUUUCAGUUUUAUUUUAAAAAUUUUAAAUUAAUCCCGAAGUUGCUUUUCGGUUACUGGGAAAAAAUCCGAAGUUAACCGAAAGGCAGCCAUAACUGUCAGUUUGACAGCCAUUAUGAAUUUAAUAGUCUGAAGUUUUAUUGAAAAUUUUAUAUUAAAAAUGUAAAGACACCCGCAAACAUUUGUAUUAAAGCAUUUUAGAUUGUAAA